AUGGCAGGACAGGAACAGGGAGUCACCAUUUCCCAUGGAAUCUCAUGCCCCGUACGGCACAAGGAGCAUUUCGAAAAUAAGGAUUUAGAAAAGUGCAGAGAAAUCCAUCACUUGUUUGCGUUGCCAGGACCCGGGAUCCAGGAACUUAAACUGGACACCAGAAACCGGACUGGAUUUCUAUGCAGCGACGAGGAUUUGGGGGAGCCCCAGUUUCAAAUCCUUCUGGAUGUGACCCAGUUCAAACCCGAGGACAUUCUUAUCCAGGUGUUUGAAGGGUGGCUGAUGGUCCGAGGGCAACAUGGCACACGGAUGGAUGAACACGGCUUCGUGUCGCGAAGCUUCACCAGACAGUACCAGCUGCCUGAUCAUCAAAUGCAGGCAGGAGACCUGAAAGCCAUGCUGUGUCAUGACGGAAUAUUAGUCGUGGAAACCAAAGAAAGAUGGUGGGCUGCAGCUAAUUAGCUUUGGGCAAAGCUUGCAGACUCUUGACCAUAUGCAUUGAGGAGGGAAUUGAUGUCAUUUUAGGAUAAAAUCUCUCACCAUAUGUCUGCAUGCAAUUAAAUUGUUAUGCAAAAAUAACUACACUUAUGUCUAUCCCUGUUCGAAUGUAAAAAUCUCAAAUAGCUUGUGGUAUUCAUCUAUAACCUCGAACCUCUAGUAUCCUGUGAACAGUCCUCUGUUCAUCCUGACAUUGUCUUGCUUGACCAUGCAGUUCAUUCACUGCUUUGUUCUGAUAAGACCCGGAGACUGAGCGACUCACGAAACUACCAUGACUUCUCUUUUUUUUUUCCCUUUUUUUUAUUCAAGAGGCAUGACUUUUGAUUUAACUGUACUGUCUUUACUGUACAUGAAAGCUAUUUAAUGAGAACAAAUCAGUUUAAACAUUACUUGAGCACUUUAUUGACCCAAACACACACUCACACAAUAAACUAGUUAUGACACCCUGCAA
Molecule: messenger RNA, 949 nt
Organism: Clarias gariepinus (North African catfish)
Lineage: Eukaryota; Metazoa; Chordata; Actinopteri; Siluriformes; Clariidae
Gene: hspb3
Product: heat shock protein, alpha-crystallin-related, b3
Exons: 1
Coding region: 1-462 (153 amino acids)
Cellular component (GO): cytoplasm; nuclear speck
Source: RefSeq, a predicted model, not a curated record